ACACUCGACAUGUCUCUGUUCUUUGGAACAGAGGAGCAAAAAAGGCAAUUCUGCAAUGAGCUACUUCGUUUGCUCAAAUCGCGAGGCGGCGUCAAGAUUCAGAAUCAUAGCAUACCAGCAGAGGACAUCCACCAACUGUUCGAGAUGAGUCGAAAAUUCUUUGCUUUGCCACUGGAGGAGAAAAUGAAAGCCAAGCACCCGCCUCAAGCCAAUCCGAACCGAGGAUACAGCUAUGUCGGUCAAGAGAAUGUCGCAAACAUUAGUGGAUACGAGAAAGGACUAGGGCCAGGCAGAACUCGCGAUAUCAAGGAAACUCUGGACAUGGGCAGCUCGCACGACGACCUUGUGGACAAUCUUUGGGUCCCUGAAGAGAGCAUUCCUGGCUUCCGAAACUUCAUGGAAUCCUUCUACGAAAAAGCCUACAAAACCGAAAUCCAGCUCCUUUCUGCUCUCGCGAUUGCUCUUGGGGUAUCGGAAGACUAUCUAAGGACACUUCAUAACCGGGCGGAGAACGAGUUUCGUCUUCUUCAUUACCCGGCGAUUCCUGCCACGGAGCUCGCGGACGGUACAGCUACACGUAUUGCUGAGCACACCGACUUUGGAACCAUCACCAUGCUUUUCCAAGAUUCUGUUGGAGGCCUUCAAGUGGAGGAUCAGAAUCAGCCUGGAGUCUUCCGAAGCGUGGAAUCCUUAGCGCCCACCGACAUCAUCCUCAACAUCGGCGACUCUUUACAACGCUUGACCAAUGACACUUUCCGUGCGGCUUGCCAUCGUGUCACAUACCCUCCUGCGAUUAAGGCUGGCGACAACGUUGAGAUUCCUGAGCGGUACUCUAUUGCGUAUUUCGUGAAGCCAAAUCGCCAUGCGUCUUUGCUUCCGAUGAAGGAGUUUGUCACAGAAGCUACCCCGUGCCACUACGAUGAUGUGACUUCAUGGGAAUGGAACAACCGAAGGAUUGCUAAGCUGUUUGGGUAGGGCAUAGUUCACAGAACGAAGUCUGAAUGGGAGACCAUCGGCUCUUUCCUGGAUACAAA
Molecule: messenger RNA, 1034 nt
Organism: Colletotrichum godetiae
Lineage: Eukaryota; Fungi; Ascomycota; Sordariomycetes; Glomerellales; Glomerellaceae
Exons: 3
Coding region: 10-975 (321 amino acids)
Molecular function (GO): 2-oxoglutarate-dependent dioxygenase activity
Source: RefSeq, a predicted model, not a curated record